AUGAAUGCAGCCAUAAUUUUCAAAUUUAUCGUUGUUUGGAAUUUAUAUCCAGAGGUGGUUGCCGUCAAUAUCUUGGAAUAUGAAGACGGAAUCAGUGGUCAAAUAACAUCACCGGGCUACCCUGGGAAUUAUCCUAAGAAUUCCAAUUAUACAUGGGUGAUAAGGACAGGGAGCCACUCAGCAAGCGUAGCCUUCAAAAUAAUUGAAAUGAAUAUCAAAGAAUGGAAUCCAUGCGAUGAUUAUUUGGAGAUAGAAGAAAUUGAACCUUGUUGCUUUCGCCUUUAUAAACGAUGUGGUCAUUACAAGAAUGACAGUUUUUUAGGACGAGGAGAGAAAAUCAGGAUAUCAUUCAUAUCAGACGAUCGCGAGAGCAAGAAAGACAGAGGAUUCCACCUCACUUGGAGAAUACAUCUACCACCAACAAAAGCAAUGCCGAAAACAAAAGUAACGACAAAGAAAAUGUUGGCAUCGAUGACAAAAAACAGAAUAAAAACAACUUCAAAGAAAAAGGAUAUCGAAACUACUACAUUGCAACAAAAAACCACAUCUCUUACUUCAUCUUACGCAAGUAGUACAAAGCAGGCAGUGCUCAUAUUAACAUCUGGGAAAACUGAAUCAACUACAGAAGACACAAGUGCAAACAAUGAUAUCUCACCCACCGCAAUUACAACACUUAAACCAGAUUUAUUAUCAACUGUGAAGAAUUCAGGUAGAACAACCAGUCCACCUAUGCCCUUUGAGCUACCAUCAUCUCUCUCUAUACAGUUUUCAACAACAAAGCGAACAACGCUUCAAAAUCAUUCGCGACCGCUUACAUUGGCAGCGACGACGAGAUCGUCUAGUGUUGAGCUGACAACAUUUGAUACCAAUACAACAAUUCAGACAGAAGACCAGGACACAUUUAACAUAAACACAGUGUACCUGAUCAUUGGCUCAGUUUUUUUUGAGUUCUUUCUUUUGCUGGUUGCAUGUGUCUGCAUUUAUAGAUGUCGUAAUAAAGGCAGACCAUUGCAGAAAAAACAAUUUCAGCAAAAGAGGGAUGAAGGAACCCGCAAUUUUGUCAAUGGCGAAUAUUGGAAAUCACUUCAUGUUUACGACACUAUCCCAGUAGAUGUUGUCUGUGGAUUAGAAACGUGUCCAGAAGAGACAAAUGGAGAUAUUGACGAGCAAUCAACAUUGUACGAUAAAUGCUGGAGGAGUGAGUACGAUAGGACACAGCCAGCAAUGGGCGAAGACAACAGAGACAAUGCACACACCUAUGAAACCUGUGAGCGAUUCUAUUUUACUCUGCAAAAAACACAUCCGAGUACUCCGCCUGCUACACCCACGCCAAUUCAACGAGAUUCCACAAACGUUUAUCACACUGUGGAUAAUUUAAGUUUACCAAAGUAAAAUACGUGCAUCAAAAUUACAAACAAAAUGUCUACAAGCGUUUUAUCGUUUUGUCGGAUGACAUUUUUGAAAGAUAUAAAAAUUGUGAUAUCUGUGUAUCAUUA
Messenger RNA from Magallana angulata, 1496 nucleotides. RefSeq lists its product as uncharacterized. The record is from RefSeq and is a predicted model, not a curated record. Gene Ontology annotation, molecular function: serine-type endopeptidase activity. The coding region runs from base 1 to 1392 and encodes 463 amino acids. NCBI's taxonomy places the organism in Eukaryota, Metazoa, Mollusca, Bivalvia, Ostreida, Ostreidae. The transcript is spliced from 7 exons.